CACGGCAUUGCUAAUCGCCGCCAGCAUGUAUCUUCUAUCCACUGGAUAUGACUUUCUCUCCCCUCACACCAAGUGGGCCUGCGACUUUUCUCUCAAACUUUGUCUCUCAUGCAACGAUGUAGUAUAUAAAGCCCUGGCUGGGGAUGGCAUCCCCCACCCAUCGGUCUUUUGCUGACCCUUCUUCUUGAAGGACUUCUCUAGUGGCCUGUGGUGCAUGUAUAGAAUCAAUCUUCGAAAAUAUUUAACUAGGUAUAGCUGGGACUGAGUCUGUCCUUGCAUUCAACAACACCAUGCGCGGCUCUCAGUUGGUGCUCUUAUUGGCCCUGGCUGCACUCAGUUGUGCUACGCCCGAGAAUAAAUGGUCCUCCACGAUGAGAAGGCAGUUGCCAAAAGCACCCACUGGCGUCAAAUCGAUAAAAACUCCGAACAAUGUCACCAUCAGGUAUAAAGAACCAGGAACCGAAGGCGUUUGUGAAACGACGCCUGGAGUCAAAUCAUACUCCGGAUAUGUCGAUCUUUCGCCAGAAUCACAUACCUUUUUUUGGUUUUUUGAGUCACGUCGUGAUCCCGAGAAUGAUCCAGUGACUUUGUGGCUGAAUGGUGGUCCUGGAAGCGAUUCGUUGAUUGGGCUUUUCGAAGAGUUGGGCCCGUGUCACAUCACCCCAGAGUACGAAUCAAUCAUCAACCAGUACUCCUGGAACGAAGUCACCAAUCUCCUUUUCUUGUCCCAGCCCCUCGGCGUAGGGUUCUCUUACAGUGAAACCGAGGCCGGGUCCUUGAACCCAAUUACUGGAGUCACCGAGAACGCCUCGUUUGCUGGAGUCCAGGGUCGAUACCCAGUUAUUGAUGCCACAAUCAUCGACACGACCGAUAUCGCUGCACGCGCAACCUGGGAGGUACUUCAAGGCUUCCUCGGUGGCCUGUCACAGCUGGAUUCUGAAGUCAAGUCCAAGGAGUUCAAUCUCUGGACGGAGAGCUACGGAGGACACUAUGGACCAGCUUUCUUCAAUCAUUUCUACGAGCAAAAUUCGAAGAUUGCUAACGGGGAAGUGAGUGGAGUCCAACUCAAUUUCAACUCUCUCGGGAUUAUCAAUGGUAUCAUUGAUGCCGCCAUUCAGGCAAACUACUACCCGGAAUUUGCUGUCAACAAUACAUAUGGAAUCAAAGCUCUCAAUGACACAGUGUACAACUAUAUGAAGUUCGCCAACACGAUGCCCAAUGGAUGCCAGGAUCAGGUUUCUUUGUGUAAACUGACCAAUAGAACCUCGCUAGCUGAUUAUGCUAUAUGUACAGAAGCAGCCAACAUGUGCAGGGACAAUGUUGAAGGGCCUUAUUACCAGUUUGGCGGCCGUGGCGUGUAUGAUAUUCGCCACCCUUACAAUGACCCGACCCCACCGUCCUACUUCGUUGACUACCUCAAUAAAGACUCAGUCAUGGAUGCUAUUGGCGUGGACAUCAACUACACCGAGUCCAGCAGCGACGUAUAUUACGCAUUCCAGCAGACCGGCGACUUUGUAUGGCCGAAUUUCAUCGAGGACCUCGAAGAGAUCCUCCGACUCCCCGUACGCGUGUCUUUGAUCUACGGCGAUGCUGACUAUAUCUGUAACUGGUUCGGUGGGCAGGCCAUCUCACUCGCAGUGAACUACACCCAUGCAUCUCAGUUCCGUGCAGCGGGUUACACACCCAUGACAGUAGAUGGGGUUGAAUACGGGGAGACGCGCGAGUAUGGCAACUUUUCUUUCACCCGCGUAUAUCAAGCCGGGCAUGAGGUCCCAUACUAUCAACCGAUUGCAGCGUUGCAGCUGUUCAACCGUACUUUAUUUGGAUGGGAUAUUGCAGCGGGUACAACUCAGAUUUGGCCCGACUAUACCACCAACGGUACUGCGCAGGCUACACACACGCAGUCGUUCGUACCACUGUCCACAGCCUCAAGUACCAUCGUCGACUAGGAUUGCGGGGAAAUAUCCUUCUUUGGCAUGGCUAAUGUUGUGUUAUUUGUUCCGAUACUUGUCCUUAACCUAAAAGAGUGGCACGCAAGCUUUCUUAGUCAUGUUUGCCUUCAAGAUGAUUUAGCCUACCACGACGUCGUGCUACAACUUAUCAGGUUUUCUUACAACA
This is a messenger RNA of Aspergillus costaricaensis CBS 115574, 2118 nucleotides long. Its product is annotated as S10 family peptidase. Gene Ontology annotation, cellular component: fungal-type vacuole. The transcript is spliced from 10 exons. Gene Ontology annotation, biological process: proteolysis. Lineage: Eukaryota; Fungi; Ascomycota; Eurotiomycetes; Eurotiales; Aspergillaceae. Bases 291 to 1949 code for a protein of 552 amino acids. The record is from RefSeq and is a predicted model, not a curated record. Gene Ontology annotation, molecular function: serine-type carboxypeptidase activity.